This is a messenger RNA of Saprolegnia parasitica CBS 223.65, 2939 nucleotides long. RefSeq lists its product as hypothetical. The record is from RefSeq and is a predicted model, not a curated record. The annotation marks the transcript as partial. Gene Ontology annotation, molecular function: protein N-acetylglucosaminyltransferase activity; protein binding. Gene Ontology annotation, biological process: protein O-linked glycosylation. The transcript has 17 exons. Lineage: Eukaryota; Oomycota; Saprolegniomycetes; Saprolegniales; Saprolegniaceae.
CAAUGGAGCCGCCUCGGAAGAAGCACCCGGCCAAGAUUGCGGCCAUCCACCCCGUCAACUUGUCAGCGUCGCCCGAAGCUAUCGAGCUCCCAUCGACGCUGCAGCAGUUUGCAGAUUUGCUCGAUGCGGCGCACCAUGAGUACAAUUGCGGCCGGUACAAGGAAGGGAUUAGCAUCUGCGAGCACUUGUAUGCGGCCGACGCGUCGCGCACCGACAACCUCCUUUUGCUGGGCGCGCUCCACUUUCAGCUGCGCAACUUCUCCGAGUCGAUCUUUUACAACCAGCAGUGCAUUCGCAUCGAGCCGCACUUUGCCGAGGCGUUUGGCAACCUCGGAAACGCGCUCAAGGAGAUUGGCGAUAUGAACGGCGCUGUCCAGUUCUACCUGCGCGCGAUCAAACUCAACCCGCGCUUCGCCGACGUCUACAACAACCUCGCGUCGAGCUACAUGCAAAUGGGCGCGACGCGCGAGGCCAUAGAGACGUACAAGAUGGCGCUCGUGCUGGACCCGUGCCUCGUCGAUGCGCACUCGAACCUCGGGAACCUCUACAAGGCGCAGGGUCUCGUCGAAGACGCCACCGAGUGCUACACGAAUGCGAUCCGCGUCAAGCCCAACUUUGCCAUUGCGUGGAGCAACCUCGCAGGGCUUCUCAAAGACGACGGGCAAAUCGACAAGGCCAUUGCGCACUACAAGGAAGCCAUUCGGCUCGCACCUGAUUUUGCCGACGCCUACAGCAACCUUGGCAACGCACUCAAAGAAAGCGGUCAGCCCACCGAGGCCAUCGAGGCGUACAAGGCUGCGAUCGCGCUGCGCCCCGAGUUUGCGAUAGCUCAUGGCAACCUCGCAAGUAGCUACUUUGACGCGAAUCAGAUCGAGCUCGCCAUUUCGACGUACCGAACCGCCAUCCAGCUCGAGCCCAACUUUCCCGAUGCGUACAACAACCUUGGCAACGCGCUGCGCGACAUUGGGCAGCUCGAGCAAGCGAUUAGCUGCUAUCGCACAGCGCUGCGGCUCAAGCCCGACCACCCGUUUGCGUACAACAACCUUGGGAACGCCCUCAAAGACAAGGGCAUGAUCAAGGAAGCGAUUCACUGCUACAUGACGGCCGUGCGUCUCAUGCCUCGCUUUGCCGCCGCGCACAGCAACCUCGGAAGCAUUUUAAAGGAGCAGGGCAAGGUCGAGCAAGCUGUUGCGCAUUACCAGGAGGCCAUUACGAUCGACCCCACGUUUGCGGAUGCGUUUAGCAAUAUGGGCAACGCCUACAAAGAGCUGCUGCGGCUCGAGGACGCGAUCGCAUGCUACAGCACCGCGAUCCGUCUCAAGCCAGCGUUCGCCGACACGUACAGCAACCUCGCGGUCGCCUACAAGGAUGGCGGGCGGCUCGAAGAAGCCCUUACGUGCUUUCGCAAGGCACUGAGCUUGCGGCCCGAAUUCCCCGAAGCGCUGGCCAACUAUGUGCACUCGCUCGCGAUCGUGUGCGACUGGCGAUCCCGCUCCGAGGACAUGAAGAAGAUUCUCGUCCUCCUCGAGCGCCAAAUGAGCACUGACACCAACUUGCCGGCGGUCCAGCCGUUCCAUGCACUCAUUUACGCGUUGCCCCCGACCCGAGCGCUGGAAAUCGCCAAACGGUUUGCCCAGCGCGCCAAGCUCAACGUGUCGCUUGUCGAGAUGACCAACGUCCGGUACCGCGCCAAGCGCUCGGACGAGCGGCUCAAAAUCGGCUACGUCUGCGCCAACUUUGGUAAUCACCCGACGGCGCAUCUCAUGGCGUCCGUCUUCGGCUUGCACGACACGACCCGGUUUGAAGUCACGUGUUAUGCGACGUCGGUCUCGGACCAAUCGCAGUGGCGUCGGCGGAUCGAAGCCGACGCGGAGCAUUUCAAGGACAUAAGCGCCAUGGCCAACGGCGACGCAGCCCACUUGAUCCACAAUGACGGCAUUCACAUUCUCAUCAACCUGAACGGAUACACCAAAGGUGCUCGCACGGAGAUAUUUGCAUUGCGACCGGCGCCCCUCCAAAUGGCCUACUUGGGCUUUCCGGGGUCUCUGGGGGCCGACUACAUCCAGUACCUCGUGGCCGACAAGGUGGUUGUGCCCCCUGCUGACGCCAGCGCCGGGUUUGUGGAGAAAAUGAUCUACCUCCCGCACUCGUUCGUUGUCAACGACCACAAACAAGCGUUCCAGAGUGUCCUGGACAUUGAGACGUGCCCGACGCGCGGCCAGUACGAAGUGCCAGAAGACAAGUUUGUGUUUUGCAACUUUAGUCAGCUCUACAAGCUGGACCCGGUGACGUUUACGAGCUGGAUGCACAUUCUCAAGCGCGUGCCCAAUUCGAUUCUGUGGCUUCUGCGCUACCACGGGGACGAUCUUGCCGAGACAAACCUCAAGGCCGAGGCUAAAGCCCAAGGGAUUCGAGAGUCGCGUCUCCACUUUACAGACGUCGUGCCCAAGGAAGAGCACCUUCGCCGCGGGUACUUGGCCGAUCUCUUCUUGGACACACCGACGUACAAUGCGCAAACCGUGGGCUGUGACAUUCUCUGGAGCGGCACGCCCAUGAUCACUCUGGAAGGUGAGCACAUGGCCGGCCGCGUUGCUUCGAGCCUUCUCCAAGCCGUCGACUUGCCCGAGCUCAUCGCCAAGACCAUUGAAGAGUACGAAGAACUGGCUGUCGCGCUGGCCUUGGACAUGGACAAACUGUGGGAAAUCCGCAAGAAACUCGAAGAAACCCGCACCACGUGCCCGCUCUUUGACACACAGCGCUGGGUGCGCAACUGGGAGAGCGGGCUUCUCUUGGCGUGGGACGCGCACGAGUCGGGCUCGUCUGGCGACCACAUUGACGUGCCUGACAUUGUCGAGCUCACAUUCACACCAUGACGCAGUCUUUCAAGCUAAAGUACUAUACUAUGUAAAUGUCCUCUCCAAGUACAUGUUCCUUUGUCC